AUGGCCUAUGACCGCUACGUCGCCAUCUGCCAGCCGCUGCACUAUCGGAGAGUGAUGACCAGGAGAUGCUGUGUCCACAUGGUGGCCAGUGCCUGGAUGACUGGUAUUCUCAAUUCUGCCCUGCAUACUGGCAGCACACUGGCGGUCUCCUUCUGCAAAGGCAACAGAGUGGAUCAGUUCUUCUGUGAAGUUCCCCAUCUCCUAAAGCUAGCCUGCCCUGGUUCCUACUCCAAUGAAAAUGGGCUGCUUCUAGUUAGUGUCUGCUUAGUCUUAAGCUGCUUUGUGUUAAUAAUUGUGUCGUACAUUCAGAUCUUCAGAGCGGUGCUGAGAAUCCCCUCGGAGCAGGGCCGGCACAAAGCCUUCUCCACCUGCUUCCCACACCUCGCCGUGGUCUCCUUGUUUAUUUCCACUGGCACCUUUGCCUACCUGAAACCCACUUCUAGCUCAGCCCCUGGGCUGGAUCUGGUGGUGGCUGUUUUCUACUCCAUCCUUCCCCCAGUGAUGAAUCCGGUCAUCUACAGCAUGAGGAGCAAGGAGAUCGAAGCGGCCCUGAGGAAACUGGUGGGGUGGAGGCUGGCCCCUAAGAGUCAAAAUCCCAUCACUUCCUGA
Molecule: messenger RNA, 609 nt
Organism: Pelodiscus sinensis (Chinese soft-shelled turtle)
Lineage: Eukaryota; Metazoa; Chordata; Testudines; Trionychidae
Source: RefSeq, a predicted model, not a curated record